UUCAGUAUUCAGGUAUUACUAAGCAUUCAAUUAAUUCAGUCCGCAUUCCAACUGCUGAGCAUUGAUAACGAUGAUAUUGGAUUAGCUGCUCCUAUUUGGAGAUAACUAAAAUCGACAGUUCUGUCGUACAACUGUGGUACAGCCGUGAUUGGUCGUGUUUUUCAAUUUCACUAGUUGUAAAAUCUGUGAUUUACAACUGGCCGAAUUAAAGUGAAUUUGCAGGGGGUUCAAUUUAUGAAGACAUGAUAAAUGUCGGAAAGUGAAGAAUCGGAAAUAUCUAACGUAGAUGUGCAUAGUGCUGGCGUUUCCGUAUCGCGUGACACGGGCACCAAAGUCGACCUCAUCCUCAGAAUCGGUGGCUUACGGAAGCGACGCAGUUUUUUUUCAUCUCUUGUAAGUACCUUCAAGAAACCAUCUGAUCCUUCGAAAAUGUGUUCUAAUGCUACAUUUACUAUGUUCAAUUUAACAACUUCAUCGCUACAUUUUUCCAUUGAUGUACAAACAGAUCGGCGAGGGAAACAGAAAAAAGGCAAUACGAACCGUAUAAAUACUUAUACGUGUUUCAUUCGGAAAUUUCCAAGCAGUGUGAAUCCUGAUUCGGCGGAGUUUGAGAUAAUGGAACCAGCGAGUGGGAAUUGCUUUAUUUUAUUGAGUCUAAUGAAAAUUGACAAUUUGGCAACGAACUGGAAAGAAUUUCAAGACACCAAUGGAACUAUAGACGUAUCUUCUCUUUGACUUUUUUUUGAUUUUGAAAUUCAUUCAUUGCAUAGGUUUAUUAUUCAGUGAUUGCCCACACUUAAUCUGUAAUGAGCAGUUUUAUUGUGUGUUGUACAAAUUUAGGCCAGAACCACGGCCACAUAUUAAAAAGCAUUUUCGAAGCUUGACGGUUUUUUGGUUUUCCCACUGGAAAUUUUGUUGUAGGAAAUGAAACUCGAUCUGAAUUAAGCUAUAAAGUCUCUGAUUGCAGUCUGCCAAUACGCAAUGUACGGUCUACUAACACUUUUUGAGUAUUUUGACCUGCAUCCAGAUUAUAUAACCUUGAGUUUUCCAGCUUUUGUGAUAUGUAGCACAGCGUUUACUUUUAUCAAUUUGAUCUGUCCC
Messenger RNA from Loa loa (African eye worm), 1101 nucleotides. RefSeq lists its product as hypothetical. The transcript is spliced from 4 exons. The record is from RefSeq and is a predicted model, not a curated record. Lineage: Eukaryota; Metazoa; Nematoda; Chromadorea; Rhabditida; Onchocercidae. The coding region runs from base 250 to 735 and encodes 161 amino acids.